AUGCCUUUCGAGCUCUCCAGCUGGCAUGCGCAAUGGCUCGGUCGACUGCGCUCCGCCCUUCGCCUGCUGGUCAUCGUGCUCAGCGGCGCCGUCAUUGUCUUCCUUGUCCACACCCUCGAGAUUUUCCGCGGCAACCGCUACAUCGACCUCCGCAAAAAUGAGCUGCCCAUGACCUGGCCUGCCCGCACCAAUCUUGCACCCACUCUCAUCCUCUUCGCCGUCGCCGUCGGCAGCUUCAUCGCCUCGGUCACCGUCGUCGCCUUAUCAUUCAAGCGAUCCUUCCGCCGACCGACUCGAUCCGCCGGCAUAUACCGCGUCCUUGGCGGAUGCUGCGGAGUCCUUUUCUGGGUCAUCGCGAUAGCUGAAUUUUCCAUACUCGACAGAGCCAGCAAAGCCAGCCUGGGCAGGUAUUCCUGCGGUAACAGCCAUAUCCUGAGCAAUGGACGUUACCAGUACCGCGCCGUCUGCGAAGAGCAGGGAGUCGCAUUCUACCUCGCCAUAGGCGCCGCAGCCGCAGAGCUCGCUACUCUCCUCACCCUUGCCGUCACCACGCCAAUUUCCCCGGACCAAUAUGUCCCGGGUCCGAAAGACGACCACGAAAAGAAGCGAUCGAUGAGCAUCAGCGGCAGCACCAAACGCUACCCAUGA
This is a messenger RNA of Didymosphaeria variabile, 648 nucleotides long. RefSeq lists its product as uncharacterized. NCBI's taxonomy places the organism in Eukaryota, Fungi, Ascomycota, Dothideomycetes, Pleosporales, Didymosphaeriaceae. The transcript is spliced from 2 exons. The record is from RefSeq and is a predicted model, not a curated record. The coding region runs from base 1 to 648 and encodes 215 amino acids.